Messenger RNA from Trichophyton rubrum CBS 118892, 939 nucleotides. Its product is annotated as ADP/ATP carrier protein. Gene Ontology annotation, biological process: mitochondrial ADP transmembrane transport; mitochondrial ATP transmembrane transport. Lineage: Eukaryota; Fungi; Ascomycota; Eurotiomycetes; Onygenales; Arthrodermataceae. The transcript has 6 exons. Gene Ontology annotation, molecular function: ATP:ADP antiporter activity. The record is from RefSeq and is a predicted model, not a curated record. The coding region runs from base 1 to 939 and encodes 312 amino acids. Gene Ontology annotation, cellular component: mitochondrial inner membrane.
AUGGCUAGCCAACAGGACAAGUCUAUCUUCGGAGUCCCCGGCUUCGUCGUGGACUUCAUGAUGGGUGGUGUUUCCGCCGCCGUCUCCAAGACUGCUGCCGCUCCUAUUGAGCGUGUCAAGCUUCUUAUCCAGAACCAGGACGAGAUGUUGAAGUCUGGUCGUCUCGACCGCAAGUACAACGGCAUCAUGGACUGCUUCCGCAGAACUGCCGGUACUGAGGGUAUGGUCUCCCUCUGGAGAGGUAACACUGCCAACGUUAUCCGUUACUUCCCAACCCAGGCCCUCAACUUCGCUUUCCGUGACACCUACAAGUCCAUGUUCGCCUUCAAGAAGGACCGUGAUGGAUACUGGACUUGGAUGGCCGGUAACUUGGCCUCCGGUGGUAUGGCUGGUGCCACCUCCCUCCUAUUCGUCUACUCCCUCGACUACGCCCGUACCCGUCUUGCCAACGACGCCAAGUCUGCUAAGAAGGGUGGUGGUGAGCGUCAGUUCAACGGUCUGAUUGACGUCUACAAGAAGACCCUCGCCUCUGAUGGUAUUGCUGGUCUCUACCGUGGAUUCGGACCCUCCGUCCUCGGAAUUGUCGUCUACCGUGGUCUGUACUUCGGAAUGUACGACUCCAUCAAGCCUGUUCUUCUCGUCGGACCUCUUGAGGGUAACUUCCUUGCCUCCUUCUUGCUCGGCUGGACUGUCACCACUGGUGCUGGUAUUGCUUCUUAUCCUCUUGACACUGUCCGUCGUCGUAUGAUGAUGACUUCUGGUGAGGCCGUCAAGUACUCUUCUUCCUUCGAUGCUGCCCGCCAGAUCAUGGCUAAGGAGGGUAUCCGCUCCUUCUUCAAGGGUGCUGGUGCCAACAUCCUCCGUGGUGUUGCCGGUGCUGGUGUCCUCUCUAUCUACGACCAGGUCCAGCUCCUCCUCUUCGGAAAGAAGUUCAAGUAA